AUCUAGUAGUCAGUUGAUAGGCACCUAUAGUUUGUUAAAUUAUAAUCAUAAGUAUAAAAUAAAAAUAAAUAAUGUUUCAUUCAUUUUUAUAACUAUUGUUGAUUUAUAUAGUGAAGAGUGAACGAUUACGUUUAAAAAUAUAAUUAAUUCGUGGUAUGAUAUGGUUUUAAACUGCAUAUUAAUACUUUCACUUCGUUUUUAAAACAUUUAAUAAUAUACACACGGUAAUAAUCAUGCCAAACUCAUGUUUUGGGUGCUGUUCUAUUCGUCAUGGCGUUAGUUGUAUUUACAUUUUUAAUAUAUUUUGGAUCACAUUAGUAAUAAUGAACGAUUUCUUAUACCGUUUAUCAAAUUAUUUUCAACCACAUGAGCAUACCAGUUUUGAAAAUACUACAUCCCAAACAUUAAUUCCCGAUCUUUAUCCCGAUGAAGAUAUACUAUUAAACUUCAAUUCCACGGACAAAGACUUUUAUCAGUCAAAACAAAUUAGGCUGGACCUGAGUGAAAUGUUCAUGGAUUGCGUAUUUAUAAUAAAAUUGGGAUGGAGUGUGAUGGAAUUCUAUUUAAACAUUAGCCUCAAAGAAUCAACUUACUCAGUGUCUCCAGAAAGAAUUUAUGCUUGGCUAGUGAUUUAUUAUUUUAACUUAGUCUCAGGAACAAUUUUUCAACUCUACGUGAUCUUCUAUCAGUUGUUUGAUGACGAACUAUUAGACUAUUCUUUGGGUUUCGUUGAAAUAAUAAUUCUUGUGGUCGAAAUCUACAUUGUGCAAUCGUAUUACAAACAACAGAAGUUAGCUGCUGUUAACGAUUUUGUUCAAUUAAAAUGGAAAUAUUUACCAAACUCCAAGAUGCAGUCAGACCAAAAUAAAUCUGAAGUGAUAAUAAUAUCGGAGAAUCCGCUUGAUCAAACACAAGACCAAUCCAAUUACAUCCCAAUAUUUGUAAAAGAAUUGCGCAACGCAAAUUCUUAAAAUAAUUAUAUACCUAGUAAAUUUUGGGUGGCAUUUCGUUAUAGUAACAGUUUGCUAUGUAGAACACAAUAAAGCAUCCUUCAUACUCUCUAUAUUAUAUAGGGUAGUAUUAAUUAUUUAAUUAAAUCCGUAAAAUGGGUUCACAUAAAGAAAAGUUUAUUUGUGUACAUAAUAAUUAUUAAUUAUAAAUAAACUGAAAUCACUAAAAUAUGCCUUUUUAACAAAAAAUUAUAUUAUGAUAAAAUCAAUAAUUUUUGAAUUAUUAAUACGAAAAUAAUAUUACAUUAAAUAUAUCUACUAAUACCUAUGUACACGUGAAAAAUCUUAUUGAUUUCUAAUUGUUCAACUAAUACUCAGAAUUGUAAGACACUAUAGAAGAGCCUAGUCAUCUCAAUUAAUUACACCUACGUGCGAUUAUCAACAAAACGUCAAAACCUAUAUUAAACAAUUAAGUGAUUAAAUUCAAACAGUUUUAGAAUAAAAUUACACUUUGUAUGAAUUAUAAUAAUUAUA
Messenger RNA from Rhopalosiphum maidis (corn leaf aphid), 1484 nucleotides. RefSeq lists its product as uncharacterized. Lineage: Eukaryota; Metazoa; Arthropoda; Insecta; Hemiptera; Aphididae. Bases 234 to 971 code for a protein of 245 amino acids. The transcript has 5 exons. The record is from RefSeq and is a predicted model, not a curated record.